GUAAUAUUCAAUUAUUUUCAAUAAAUAAAAGGGAACAACCCGAAACCGCCAGCAUAAGAAGUCCCAUUGCCUUCAACCCGCGCCUCUCUUCUCUCCAUCGAAAUCACUGAUAGCUUCGCUCUGCUCUAAUGGACACGCUUCAGGCGACUUACCCAGAUUAUCAAUCUGAGCCGGGACCUCCACCUGAAGCUCUUCCCCAACAUUCAUCCCAGAGCUAUCCUGAAUCGUACCCUCAGAUCUCCUCUCAAACCCUAGACCAGUCCCAGUCGAACCCCAUCACGGAAUGUUCCCAGGAUCAAAUUAUGCCUGAAAAACCCCUAGAUUCGGAUCACCAGGACACUCAGCAGGUCUCCGAGCAGAAACCGCCGGAGGAUGGCGCUCAGAAGCUCGUUGUGCAGAAACACUUUCUGUCUGAGAACGGGCUGACUAAUACUCACAGUGGCACUGACAAGGACCAGUCUGGCGGGGAAGAGGAGACGACAAGCAGAAGACGGCGAAGGAGUAGGUGGGAUCCCCCGCCUGGCGAGUCUAGCAACGAUGGCACCGCUACUGGGGGUGAUGGGAGUGGGACGGGGACUGGAACUGGACGAAAACGAAAGUCACGCUGGGCGGAUGACGAACCCAAGCCACUGAUUCAGCUACCGGAUUUUAUGAAGGAUUUCGCCGGAGGUAUUGAAUUUGACCCGGAAAUUCAGGUUUUGAACAGCAGGUUAGUUGAGAUUACUAGAAAAUUGCAAUCAGGAUUGCCUCUAGACGAUAGGCCAGAUGGCGCACGCUCACCCUCACCUGAACCAAUCUACGAUAACAUGGGAAUUAGAAUAAACACUAGGGAAUACCGUGCAAGAGAGAAAUUGAACAGGGAAAGACAAGAGAUUAUUUCACAGAUGAUAAAGAAAAAUCCAGCCUUUAAGCCUCCUGCUGAUUACAGACCUCCUAAACUCCAUAAGAAGCUUUACAUACCUGUCAAGGAAUACCCUGGUUAUAACUUCAUCGGUCUUAUCAUUGGACCAAGAGGGAAUACUCAAAAAAGGAUGGAAAAGGAGACAGGAGCCAAAAUAGUGAUCCGUGGAAAAGGUUCGAUGAAAGAAGGCCGAUUGCAGCAAAAAAGAGACAUGAAACCUGACCCUUCUGAGAAUGAGGAUUUACAUGUAUUGGUGGAAGCUGAUACCCAAGAAUCACUGGAGGCUGCUGCGGACAUGGUGGAAAAGCUCCUGCAGCCCGUUGACGAAGUCCUUAAUGAGCACAAGAGACAACAACUAAGGGAACUUGCUGCAUUGAACGGAACUAUUAGGGAUGAAGAAUUUUGUAGAUUAUGCGGUGAACCUGGCCAUAGACAAUACGCUUGCCCUUCCCGUACUUCCACCUUUAAGAGUGACGUGUUGUGUAGAACGUGUGGUGAUGGGGGCCAUCCUACUUGCGAUUGUCCAAUGAAAAAUACAACAGGCAAGAAAAUGGAUGAUGAGUAUCAAAACUUUUUGGCAGAGUUGGGUGGUACAAUGCCUGAGUCUUCAACUAAGCAAAUUUCUGGGACACUUGCUCUUGGCAAUGGUGUUGGUUCAGGUACAAAUCCUCCUUGGGCUACCACCAGUAGCAGCAUUGGUAGUGGGGUUGUCAGCUCGUCACAUCCCGGUUUAGGGUCAACCGUGGUCAAACCUAAGGAGUAUGAUGAGACAAAUUUGUAUAUUGGGUACUUGCCACCCACCCUGGACGAUGAUGUUUUGAUCAACAUGUUCUCUCCUUUUGGCACUAUUGUAAUGGCUAAGGUAAUUAAGGACCGUGUUACUGGCCAGUCUAAGGGUUAUGGUUUUGUGAAGUAUGAAGAUGUUCAGCAGGCUAAUAAUGCUAUCGCUAGUAUGAAUGGUCACCAUCUUGAUGGUAGAACGAUUGCUGUUAGGGUUGCGGGUAAGCCACCUCAGCCUACAUUGCCUCCUGGCCCCCCUGCCCCGCCAAUGCCUACAUACCCUCCCACCAAUCAACCUGUGGGUGCCUACCCUUCACAGCAGUAUGCCACAGGUGGACCUAUGGGGAGUGCUCCAGUUCCAUGGGGACCACCUCCUCCUUAUCCCCACUACCAGUUUCCUCCUCUGCCUCCUGGUUCAUCCGUUUAUGCUCCAGUUCCGCCACCUCCUUAUGGAAUGAUGCAGUUUCAUCCUCCAUUGCCUACUAGUGGAACUACUUCAGGUGCCUCUACCCAAACUGUUCCUUCUAGCGAAGCACAACAAAGUUACAGCAGUAGUUACCCCCCUGGGGUCCAGUCUCAGGGUAGUGCACCAGCUCAGUCUGUGGCCACAUAUGCUACUCCAAUGCCUUUAUACAGCUAUCCCCCUUACUAUGGUGUUGCUCCCCCACCCCCACCCCCAUCUGCUCCCGCUCCUUGGGCCCCAAACCCUCCAGCACCUGCUCCCAUGCCAACUUCAGACAAGUCAUCGUAUGGUGCAGAUGCAGAAUAUGAAAAAUUUAUGACAGAGAUGAAAUAAGGUGUAUGGCUACCAUUGCAAGAGAGAUGAGCUGAAGUGUUCCCUCCUUGCCGAUUCUCAUUGACGAUUUGUUGAUUCCAUUUUGGGGGAUUUCUUUAUAAUAUUGGUUGCUACUUCUGUUGGGUUUUAUGUUUGGUCAUGUUGUUUUUUGCUCACAUCAUCUUAUUUCUUCCUUUCAGUAAUCUGUGGUUGGUGUUUGUUGUGUUACUAAAUUAACUGACAUUUUGACUGUUUUGUUUGACUCUGACAAGGUUUGCUUUGUGUUUCAAUUUUACUUUUCUAACUCACCUGCCUUUGUCAGUUUGUUGCACUAUAGAAGUGUGAAAUUCGGAAAGAAGCACGGUUCUUGCGUCAACCUACAUAUCUUUCAUACAAGAUGAUAAAAUCUUGAUAUGUGAAGUUCUUGGGGGUAUCUAAUUAUGAUAAGUAUACUGGAUUCAUGUCUUUUUUACUAUUUUAGCUUCUUUAUUUAUUAUACUGGUUUAGUAUACUGGUUUAUACCAUACAGCUGGAUGCAUAUAGUAUUCUGAAUGGUUUGCGAACUUGAUUUCUAUUGAACAAAAAUCUUCUUAAAUUUUUUUUGUCACUUUGACCGUAAGGAGAGAGUUGGGAUGAGGGGAAGUAAUUGCAAAGGAAAAUAAUUGUUUUUUUAUAUCACAUUUGACUGCGGAAUGUGAGUACUUAACUAGUGUAAACUGCAAAGUGAUUAUUUUGCUCUUGGCGUAGGAAAUUGGUUUACAUGGGGCUUUGGCGGGGGGGGGGGGGGGGGGGGGGGGGGGGCUUAUAUUCCACUACGGAGAGUGAAAGUAAUUCCUAAUGAAAGCACCAAAGAGGUCCUUAGUGUCAUCAGUUGGUUAAGGGUCUGGUUGCUCAUUAUGUGAUCUUGAAAUGAUCCGUACAUCUUUUUGCCCAACUUGAUGGACUCUUUUAGUAUAAAGUUAUCUUGAUUUAGUGAGUAGGUUAUUGUUGUUUAAUUUUGGGUCUCUAACAAUAAAUAAGGACACUAUGGGGGAGGGAGUGUGUUUUGGUAUGAAGAACAUGAAUCUAAUAAUUUGUUUCAAUGGUGGUCCAAGCCUCCGAGGCAUUGUUAUACAUGUUAACCAUGCCAUGAAACUCCAUGAAUCAUGUUGUGCAGAAGGUUAGUAGUGCGUUGCUCACAUAUAGUACCAUUUUUGUUUUCUUGUAAAUAAACAAGGCAGUCUUGUGAAGUUGAUGAGAUAUAGGAAUGUGUCCUGCAGGUGAUCUUGGGUGCCUCUCCAUGUGUGGAACAUUUGACUGACUGUUCACUAUGGAAUACUUUGCAUCGGUUGAUGGUGGAAAGUUUUUCUUCCCAUUUCAUCAUUGUUAUUCUGCAUGUGUUAUCUUAUUUUCAUGUCCCUAUUCUGGCCAAGUUGAGACCUGAGACUGGAUAUGAAUUGGUUAAAUAUGUGUUCGUUUUUUAAUGUUGAAUGUAGACAAUAGACAUUAGAACAUUUGUUAGCUUUGAUUAGUUAAGGGACUAAACAUAGAUAGACUAAAGAAAACUUAGGGGAGAAAUGAUAAAAUUAGGGGUGCUCUGAGUCCUCUAAAUUCAAUUCUCUCUAUUUUUGCCUUCUCAACAAGGUCAAACAUACAAACAAAAAACAGAAGGAAGAGGUUUAAAAAUAGUCGAGCCUUCCGAAUGUGUGUCAAAUAUCCUCAUUUGAAGUCCAAACUUGAAACAUUGUGUUCUGUCUAUGGGUGGAAUGAGACGGGUCAGCCUGACCCGGGUCCUUGCCUUGCACUAUGCAGACAGCAGACCCAACCCGACCCGGUGAACCGGGACCGGGACCUAAACCGGAUCUUCAAUGGGUGGGCUACCAACUACAAAAAAAACUAGGCUUGACCUGGCUGGCCUGGUCCUGGUACAAACCUAGGUCAGUACUUGGCCUGAAUAUUCAGGACCAGUAGCCCGCCCAAGCCCGACCCGGAGCCUGGCCUGACCCGGGCCAAUUCCACCCCUAGUUCCGUCAAUAAAAGUUUGAAACGUUUUCUUUCAUCAGUAGACACAUGGAGCAAAGAUCCUGUGUGUCUGUGCUCCUUAGACAUUGGCAAAAAAAGCCCCAAAUAUAUGAGUCAAAAUGUGUGUAUUUCAAAAUAGAGUUGUGUUUUUAUUCCCAAAAUAUGAGUAAUUUAUUGUCAUGUUUUGGUUUUAUUAGAAUUUAUAUAUGAUUAUAUUAUUCAUAUUAUGAUGUUUUAUUUUGAAAUUUUAAGGCGUUUUUGCUUUUAUUUUUAUUUCGGGAAUUUUUCUUGCCAAUCCCAAGUCCUAAGCCGCAAGUGAUUGUGAACCCGGAUUGGAGUCAUUGGACCCUCUUCCCUUAUUAGGCGUUAGGCUUUCUACGUGUAAGCUAAAUGGAAGACCGAGUCAACUCCUACUUUCUUAGUUUUAAAAGUUUAAUAUAUAGUCAUUUAUUCUUUCAGGAUUUUGGGGUAAGUUUGACAUCUA
Messenger RNA from Cuscuta europaea, 4941 nucleotides. NCBI's taxonomy places the organism in Eukaryota, Viridiplantae, Streptophyta, Magnoliopsida, Solanales, Convolvulaceae. The record is from the annotation of a GenBank genome assembly.